GCAUCUCUACAGCAUGAAACCCCCAUUUAAUUUGCAGCUCAGCCCAUAUCUACCUUCAAGCAAGAACGUCGUCCGUGCCACGUUUCCUAUUGACUUUCAAUGCCUGGACUGGCUCGUGCUAAGAUAAAGGAACUCUCAAAACGCGCUACUGAUGGGUUAUACAGUAGAUCAGACCCAUGCAUCUGGGUACGUGUCCAUACAUGCAAACUAAGCCGCUCUGGUAAAUACCCUCUUGCCGCCUAUGUUCGACUAGAGGCCAUCUAUGAGUUCUGUCUAUACCUUGCUUGCUUGCUUGCUUGCCAGCCAGCCAGCCAGUUGCCUACUUAUUCCCCGACAGUCCGAACUCAAGCAGCUUACCUUUUAGCUCUUGCAAGGGGACUGGGGCUAUUUAAUUCAAUUCGUGUCUAUUCCGGAUUUAUCGAGGAACCGAUAAAACAGCAUUGACCGACUUAUGAUGAGAUACUGAUAAUACCCAGUAGCUUCAAAGGUCCCUUGUAAGCAUUCGUUGUGUAGAAAGUGAGUACAUAAGCGUGGCGGUUGGAGCGUGGUCAUGUGGCAGGACGAGUGUCUUUGAUCUAGUAGAGUCGCACCUGCUCUUCCUCUCAACUAAUUCACUACUCCAUACGUCCAAACCUCUUCC
Messenger RNA from Aspergillus neoniger CBS 115656, 640 nucleotides. RefSeq lists its product as uncharacterized. The transcript has 3 exons. NCBI's taxonomy places the organism in Eukaryota, Fungi, Ascomycota, Eurotiomycetes, Eurotiales, Aspergillaceae. The coding region runs from base 100 to 444 and encodes 114 amino acids. The record is from RefSeq and is a predicted model, not a curated record.